Nerophis ophidion (straightnose pipefish) is the source of this 2541-nucleotide messenger RNA. Its product is annotated as hepatic sodium/bile acid cotransporter-like. The transcript has 8 exons. Gene Ontology annotation, biological process: bile acid and bile salt transport. The record is from RefSeq and is a predicted model, not a curated record. Gene Ontology annotation, molecular function: bile acid:sodium symporter activity. Gene Ontology annotation, cellular component: membrane. Bases 1 to 1137 code for a protein of 378 amino acids. NCBI's taxonomy places the organism in Eukaryota, Metazoa, Chordata, Actinopteri, Syngnathiformes, Syngnathidae.
AUGGCGAGGCGUCACAGGGGGAGAGCGAGUUUGCGGGAUGGAAGCCAGACACAGGGUGCUUACACAGUCCACGAGACAAUGGACGUCACCAUCGAUACUAUUGGGGGCCGCAUGUCCGAUUCCGACGCAGUGCCCAGCGCCUUCAACAUGACGCCGGCAAACACCAGCGACGUGGUCUUCGAGUCCUUUUUGUCCCCCGCCUUGGACAAAACCAUAAACGUCCUGAUGGUGAUGGUCCUGUUCAUCACCAUGGUCUCACUGGGCUGCACCAUGGAGGUGUCCAAGAUCAAGGACCACAUAGUGAACCCCAAAGGUGUGGUUAUCGCCGUGGUGUCCCAGUAUUGCAUCAUGCCGCUUACUGCCUUCUGCUUGGCGAAGGCCUUCCAGCUGGCUGACAUGACCGCUGUUGUAGUUCUCAUCUGUGGAUGCUGUCCUGGGGGGAGCCUCUCCAACAUCCUGGCCCUGGCUUUGCAGGGCGACAUGAACCUCAGCAUUGUGAUGACUUCCUGUUCCACCUUGCUGGCUCUGGGCAUGAUGCCCCUGCUGCUCUUCCUCUACUGCCAGAGCUUCGACAACCUGCAGAGCGCCGUACCCUACGUCGACAUCGCCGUGUCGCUCGUCAUGAUCCUCGUGCCCUGCGGCAUCGGCAUCGUCGUCAAUUACUACAGACCGCGCUACGCCAAGAUCAUCACCAAGGUGGGUCUCAUCAUCAUGUCCAUCACCGCCACGGGGGUCACCGUGGCGGCCACCAUAGCGAUCGGCGGCGCCAUCACGGCGGUGAUGUCCCCCCCUCUCCUGGCGACCGGCGCCCUCAUGCCCUUGAUCGGCUUCACCUUCGGCUACGUCAUCUCGGCCGUCUUCAAGCUCAGUCAACCGGAGCGGAGGACCGUUGCUAUGGAAACGGGCUGCCAGAACAUCCAGCUGUGCUCCACCAUCCUGAAGUUGGCCUUCCCGCCGGAGGUGAUCGGCCCGCUCUUCCUCUUCCCGAUGGUCUACAUUUCCUUCCAGCUCUUGGAAGCCAUGGUUCUGAUCGUGGUGUUCCGGUGUCAUCAAAGGCUCACGAGGAAGGAAAAAGGUGUGUACCAGACCGCCGUGACCCACGACGGACCGAAGGCUUCUUGUGAAGGGACUGUAUGAUGGACAAGUCAUUUCCUCCUGCCCAUAAAAGGAGUGUUGUUCCCCCGGAAACAUCCACCUUGUUCACUGAGCAAACAUUUUUGCAUGAUUAACCCUUUGGCAAACCUUGGGACCCAAAACGGGCAUUUCAUGUGCUCCUUAUGCAAUGAGAUUUUCACUUUCAGGGUUAGCAGUCGGACAUUUUGCAAGGUAGGUUUUCAGUAUUUUGUAAAAUAAAAUUGCAUUGUGUUGUUGAGGGGGAUAGGUUGAUUGGCAACACUAAAUUGGCCCUAGUGUGUGAAUGUGAGUGUGAAUGUUGUCUGUCUAUCUGUGUUGGCCCUGCGAUGAGGUGGCGACUUGUCCAGGGUGUACCCCGCCUUCCGCCCGAUUGUAGCUGAGAUAGGCGCCAGCGCCCCCCGCGACCCCAAAAGGGAAUAAGCGGUAGAAAAUGGAUGGAUGGAUGUGUUGUUGAUUGCAACGUUGUUAGAACAGGACAUAAACAUAAAGCAUAAACACAUUCUCUUAGGACCUCUUUCGGCCCCAUUGGCUGCCAUUAUAUCUACUAUUUUUUUAAAGACUGUAAUUCUGAUUUAUUAAGAUGUUUUUUUUAAUGCAAACUGCGGUACGAAAUGGAUGGAUGGAUGAAUGAACGUCUUUUUAGUCAUGGUGUAACUGUGCCUUUUAACCACUAGAUGGCGCCAGAAAACCAUGACUUGUAAUUAUCAGAGCUUGAGUUAAACUGCCUAUAAACUGCUAAAAUACAAUAGGAACUAUCUUGGGUGGUUUUAUAUACCAUGAAGGAUACAUGUAUAUAAACACACAUGUGUAUUUAAAUGUUCGACUAGUGUUGCAUCUUUCCUGCUUCCGGCGCCUAGACCAUAGUCAAGGAGCGCAGGUGAGAUACUUCUCCAGGACCGUUGAUUCUCGGGGCAACACCCUUCACUUUGGGUCUUCAAAAUUCCUGACUCUCUGAAGAUAAUGACGAGUCCAGUUAUUAGUUGCAAUAUUGUGGCUAUUUUAUUUGUGUCUCUCUCCACCGUCAAAUCCCACACACACAAACACUAGCCACACCCACGCCCUAAGCGACCGCUCCCUCUCCUCGCUCGCCCUCACACACUCACUGACGUCACUCACCAGCUGCCACACACACAUACGCUACUCUCAUAACAAUAGGAUAUAAAAGACGUUUACACACUCCCGUAGGAUCGGUUUCGGCCCCAUUGACUCCCAUUCUAACUGCUACUUUUCAACAGACAUCGAUUGCUAUGCUUCUUCCAUGAGAACUGAAUGAAACUCUUUCUUGCUGAUUGAUAAACAAGAAAAUAUAAUACCACAUUGUGCAUUAAAACAAUAAGAAUAAUACUCAAAGCUCUGAUGUGCUCAAAUUAGUUAAACAGCCAUUAAACCGCUGAAAUGUAAUGGGAA